AUGAGAAACAGAACAUCCGUGACCGAGUUCAUCCUCCUGGGUCUGACCGACAACCCAGAACUACAGGCUGUGAUUUUCUUCUUUUUACUUCUCACCUAUGUGCUGAGUGUUACUGGAAACCUCACUAUCAUCGUUCUCACCCUGCUGCAUUCCCACCUGAAGACCCCCAUGUAUUUUUUCCUCAGGAAUUUCUCCUUCUUAGAAAUCUCAUUUACGUCCGUCUGUAAUCCGAGAUUUUUGGCCAGCAUUCUAACAGGGGACAAAUCUAUUUCCUAUAAUGCUUGUGCUGCUCAGCUCUUUUUCUUUAUCCUCCUUGGCUCAACAGAGUUUUUCCUCCUGGCCUCAGUGUCCUAUGACCGUUACGUGGCUAUCUGCAAGCCCCUCCACUACCCAACCAUCAUGAGCCACAAGGUCUGCUACCAGCUCGUAGGCAGCUCUUGGCUGGCGGGUUUCCUGGUGAUCUUUCCACCACUGACCAUGGGGCUGCAGCUGGAUUUCUGUGACACCAACGUCAUCGACCACUUCACCUGUGAUUCCGCUCCUUUACUGCGCAUCUCCUGCACAGACACAAGCACUCUAGAGCUCAUGAGCUUUGCUCUGGCUGUGCUGACUCUCAUGUCCACCUUGACGCGGGUCAUCCUCUCCUACUGCUACAUCCUCAGGACGAUGCUGAGAAUCCCCUCAGCCCAACAGAGAAAAAAGGCCUUUUCAACCUGCUCCUCCCACAUGAUUGUUGUCUCCAUCUCUUACGGAAGCUGCAUCUUCAUGUACGUGAAAACCUCAGCAAAGGAGGGGGUUGCUUUGACAAAGGGGGUGGCCAUGCUCAACACCUCUGUGGCUCCUAUGCUGAAUCCAUUUAUUUACACCUUAAGGAACCAGCAGGUGAAACAGGCAUUUAAGGACCUUACAAGAAAACUAUGCCACAGCGAGAACUCUCAAUUAUUUUAA
Molecule: messenger RNA, 948 nt
Organism: Phacochoerus africanus (Common warthog)
Lineage: Eukaryota; Metazoa; Chordata; Mammalia; Artiodactyla; Suidae
Product: olfactory receptor 6C76
Exons: 2
Coding region: 1-948 (315 amino acids)
Biological process (GO): G protein-coupled receptor signaling pathway
Cellular component (GO): membrane
Molecular function (GO): G protein-coupled receptor activity; olfactory receptor activity
Source: RefSeq, a predicted model, not a curated record